Messenger RNA from Spizellomyces punctatus DAOM BR117, 2126 nucleotides. RefSeq lists its product as uncharacterized. Gene Ontology annotation, cellular component: cytosol. The record is from RefSeq and is a predicted model, not a curated record. Gene Ontology annotation, molecular function: A2-type glycerophospholipase activity. The transcript has 4 exons. Lineage: Eukaryota; Fungi; Chytridiomycota; Chytridiomycetes; Spizellomycetales; Spizellomycetaceae. Gene Ontology annotation, biological process: glycerophospholipid catabolic process. The coding region runs from base 162 to 2093 and encodes 643 amino acids.
UCGAUCUUGGCUCCUGCUGUGCUGCAUUUGAGGGUCCUGGUAGUCAACAUGACAGGUUAUCAAAUGGGUCGGGUAUAUAAGAAGAACAGAGGGUUGAGUCUACAUGCACAAGUUUGGUUUUAGUUUUAACCUGUAUGAGAAUCUCUAUGUAAUAGUGCACGAUGGACAUGGACGGAUCCUUCUUGAUUUGUUUAUUGGUUGCUCUGAUAACUCUUUUGGUCACCCCUGGUACAAGCACCCCGCUUCACAAACGCCAAUUGCCCGUUCCGAGUUCCUAUGCUCCAAACUACACUGAAUGCCCUUCGGGUUCGAUUAUCCGAUCGGGCGUCAGCGUGAGCAAUGAAGAAAGGCAGUGGGUACAAAAGAGGGAUACGGUUAUGUCAGAGUUGUGGCGAGCAAGGAAUGUGAGUGGGGUAGUGCCCAGAGUCGGGAUUGCUAUUAGUGGUGGUGGGUACAGAGCUAUGUUAUAUGGUGCAUCCAUCAUCUCUGCCAUGUCCAGUACAACACCCAACAACACCUCUCCUGCAGCAGGAAUUUUCGAGCUAUCCACAUACCUGAGUGGGCUAUCCGGCGGAUCAUGGCUCGUGUCUUCACUCUACAGCACCUCUCCAUUCCCAACGCUCACUCCUCAAAAUCUUUCGCACAUCUGGUCACUCCAAGUCAAUCUCCUUCGUCCUACCAGUGGGCUCAUAGACACUACGGAGGUCUAUAGAGACAUUUCAAAAGACGUCGACGACAAGUACAAUGCCGGGUUUCCUGUAUCGAUUACAGAUGUAUGGGGACGACUGGUGGGCUUGCAUUUGAACCCCGGGGGUGAGCAAGAAGCUGCCGAGGCAGACAUCAAGGAUACGCCGCUGUGGUCGAGUGUGGUCAGCGCAAACGAGUUUGGCGCUGCUCAGAUACCAUAUCCAGUUAUUACCACAGUGCAGAGGAGUGAAGGCGAGGCCCAUGUCACCGUCAUGGCAAAUAUUUGGGAGUUCAACGUUUAUGAGACCGGCUCGUAUGAUGAUUCCAUAAAGUCUUUCAUUCAGACAAAAUAUCUUGGCACGUAUCUUUCAAAUGGUACUGCCCAGCAUCGCCCAGAAAACACUGAUACCAGGCGCAAUACCAGCAUCACCCGCCAACCCCCUUGCGUGACAAGCUUUGACCAAACUGGUUUCUUAGCCGGCACAUCCUCCUCUCUCUUCAACGUGGAAGUAGCGGGUCUUGGUUUCAUUAUCGAAACCUUGAGCGGCAUUCUUUCUUCCCGUGGUAUAGACACAGCAUUGAUUCCCAAUCCCUUUGCAUCACUCCCAACAGUAAAUGGAUCCAUCGCUACGCCCACCCAACUCGAACUGGUCGACGGAGGCGAGGGAGGACAAAACAUACCGUUAUGGCCCUUAGUCAUUCCCGAUCGUUCCGUGGAUCUCAUAUUUGCCGUGGAUUCGUCCAAUGAUGGAGCAGGUUAUCCCAACGGGACCAGUCUGAUUAUUACCAAGCAAUACGCCGGAUGGAAGGGCGUGGAUACGUGGUUCCCACCUGUACCGUCCACCCCAGAGGCUUUUAUUGCCCAGGGUUUACAUCGAAAGAUGACGGUUUUCGGUUGCGCUGGGUUAGCAAACAAUGGAGGUGGUGGUGGGAAUUAUACUGGCCCAAUGGUCAUUUACGUUCCAAACCGAGAGGUAACAUACGCAACCAACCACUCGACCUUUAAACUCGAGUACACCAUGGACGAAAUAACUGGCUACUUUACGAACGGCGCAGCUCUGAUGAGCGAUAACCCGUCCAACGCUACCGCACCUCCGUGGUCUACCUGUCUCCCCUGCAUCCUAUCCGCUCCACUUUACCGUAACGGCUCAGCAACGCCUUCCCAAGACUGCCAAACGUGCCUUAAGGCCCAUUGUUGGGACGGAAGUGAGACGGGUACACCCCCUGGUGCGGGGAUGGGCCCCCCAGCUACGAGGGGAUACACGGGCCAAGGGCCACCGCCGAGCAUUCCGUUUGUGACAGCUGACAAUGAGGGAACUGCAAAUGCGGGAACGCGUAGGAUGGCGGGUGGGAGGUGGUGGUCUGUGGGAUUUGUGGUAGGGGUUAUCGCGACCUUCCUUAUGUGAUCGGAUGUGCACCUCGGACACUGGAAUAUAAGU